Molecule: messenger RNA, 4152 nt
Organism: Anopheles nili
Lineage: Eukaryota; Metazoa; Arthropoda; Insecta; Diptera; Culicidae
Gene: inaE
Product: diacylglycerol lipase-alpha
Exons: 9
Coding region: 1-3894 (1297 amino acids)
Biological process (GO): lipid metabolic process
Cellular component (GO): postsynaptic membrane; dendrite membrane
Source: RefSeq, a predicted model, not a curated record
AUGCCUGGUAUAGUUGUGUUUCAACGGCGGUGGUCCGUAGGAUCGGACGAUCUCGUAGUUCCUGGGCUGUUCUUGCUUGUCAUACAUUUCAUAUGGCUCGUCGUGCUCUUGGUGAUGACGCUAACAUUCCAUUUUGACCGAACGGAACAUUGCAUUCUACAGCUUUGGUACUUCCAGCUCGGUUACAUGGUACUGCUGGCAGUAUGCAUGUGCUUGGAGCUAUCCAUUUGCGUCAUUUCAAUGCGUGGCAGCAUCCUAGACACCGAGCCACGUGCUUCCAUGCAGUACCUUCUGUACGCUCGCGUGCUGCUAAUGCUAGUCGACAUCAGCCUGCUGACGCUAGGUAUCAUUUGGCUACGAGACAACUACAUCACGUGUCCUGCGGAGGAACCAAAGGAGGUGGUGUUGGCCGCAAUCGCCUGCAACCUGUUCGUGAUUCUGAGCAUGAUCACCACCGUCUGGUGCACGUUCGAUCCGGCCGGUCGAUCGUGGGUGAAGAUGAAGAAGUACCAACGUUCGAUGCGAGAAUCCGAGUCCCGGUUUAACUACAAACGAAGUGGCAGCCGUAGUCGAAACUGGCGUCAGCGAAAAGUGAUCCGUGCUUACCAGGAUAGCUGGGAUCAUCGGUGUCGGUUGCUGUUCUGCUGCAUGGGCAACAGCGAUCGUAGUCGCAACUCGUUCACGGACAUCGCCCGGUUGUUGAGUGAUUUUUUUCGCGACCUGGAUGUAGUACCGUCGGAUGUGGUGGCUGGUUUAGUUCUGCUCCGGAAGUUCCAGAAGCUCGAGCGCGAUGUUAUAGUCCGACAGCAAAAAAAUGGCACGCAUAAGUUUUUGUCUGGUGUACCUAUUACCGCAACUACCCAGUUUCUAGCACUUAACGAUUCCAGAGAUUACGAUCAUUUCCAGGCGGUUAUUCGCUACAUGUAUUUCGCGCUAGGUGCAUAUGGCUGGCCCAUGUACCUGAUGAGCCACUCGAGCACCGGCGUGUGUCAAUUGGCUUCCGAAUUGCGAUACUGCUUUUGCAGGCGUAACACCGUUGAUGUUGUGGAUGAUAAUUGCUGCUUCUGCAACUACGCUGCAUUAAAAAAGAUGCUCGAGUUGGGUGAGGUGGAGGUGAUCUAUGCAACAUAUCACGUCGAUAUCGCCGAAACGCCUUUCUUCGUUGCGAUCGAUUACAACUAUAACAAAAUCGUCAUCAGCAUCCGGGGCACGCUCAGCAUGAAGGAUGUGCUUACCGAUCUGAACGCGGAAGGCGAGCCGCUUCCAUUAAAUCCACCUCGCGAGGACUGGCUUGGUCACAAGGGCAUGGUACAGGCGGCUAUCUAUAUCAAGCAGAAGCUGGAAGAAGAGAACCUCAUCCAACGUGCUCUUAAACACAACCCUGCACGGGGAACGCAGGGUUUCGGCCUGAUACUGGUAGGCCAUUCGCUCGGUGCCGGUACAGCAGCCAUUCUGGCCAUCCUGAUGAAGCAGGAGUACGAUGUGUUACACUGUUACAGUUACUCGCCACCGGGUGGGCUUCUAAGCAUGCCCGCGGUGGAGUACAGCAAAUCAUUCAUCACCUCAGUCGUGGUGGGAAAAGAUGUUGUGCCACGGAUCGGGCUCUACCAGAUGGAAGCUCUGCGAGCCGACCUGAUCAACGCGAUUCAGCGCAGCAUCGACCCAAAGUGGAAAACGAUCGCCUGCUCCGUGAUCUGUUGCUGCUGUGGCCCCGAGCCAACGUCCGUCAUGAUGAUGUCGACUAAGGACUCGAACGUCCAGCGGUACAAACAGGACCGCAACAGCGCCCGCCAGAGCACUGUGCACCCAAACGACAACUCAAUCGCACUAACUCUGCAUCAUCCGCUUUAUCCGCCCGGUCGUAUCAUACAUAUCGUCCGACACCAUCCAGUUCAAGAAGAACAAAUGCUGAAAAAACGUGAUCCUGUGUAUCAAGCUAUUUGGGCUGACAAUAAAGAUUUCGACGAAGUUCUUAUUUCACCGGUCAUGAUUCAGGAUCACAUGCCUGAUACGGUACUGGCAGCUCUCGAGAAGGUCGUGGCGUCGAUCGGGCCACAAAAACCUCAUCGGCAGUUCAUCAGUGCGAACCGUCCGAUCCCGCCGGAUGCUGGCGACGGCUCAGUGGCCACCGGAGACCAGCCAACCGUAAGCGAACCCCCACAACCCAAUCUCGCCUCACCUGUCGCACAACAUAAGAUCUGUCUGGAAACUUCUUUCACCAACAUGCAACUGCUGCAGCUGUACCGCGGCGAGUCCUUGCACCCGUCAGCAGCCGGUGGUCAACCGCCCGCGGACGUGUCGAAAGCCUCCUCAAUCGCGGACAGCGUGCUCGGGCAGCGCAGCGCCCAGUCCAGCCUGGUGGACGACAGCGGCAUCCCCAAGAGCCUCUCCGGACCGAGCGAGGUGACAACUGUGAUCUUAGCGGAAGUACAAAACGCGGCAGCGCCGGCACCGGCGGCCGCCACCCGUGUUCCUUCGGUUACCAGCGGCAGCGCCGGGAAGACGUUGAAUUUUAUCGCCUCGGCCAAUCCUACGCGGAACGAUAUGUACCUCAUGUUUCAACCUACCACACCGGCCGGCUCGGUGCCCCAGCCGCCGCUGUUCAACCGCUCCGACAACCUGUCCCUGGGCGUUACCCGGCGCAACUCGUACGAGGUACAAAAGGUGGACCUGAUACACGACGAUUGGUUCGGUAUGGCGCCGCUCGCCAGCCCGGAAAGCCUGUCCGAGCUGUCCAGCAUCAGUUCGCGCGCGAGCAUGUCCAUCUGCAUGGCCGGCGGGCCGGAUAAGGGCAUGGAAAAUGGGAAGGAUCCCCGUGCGGGGCGAUCGCUCGAUCGGAGUGGUGAUCUUCUUGGUGCCGAAUCGCAACUCCACACACCGAAGGUGCUCCGGCGGACACCGAAAGUAAGCGGCAACCUGUCCACGUGCGCGGAAGACGCACGCACCAUCUACCAGUACAAGCGGAUGGGGAAAAUCUUCGUGCUCAACCACCCGUCGUCAGGAUCAAGCACCACGCUUGACAGCUACGACAACGAACAGGCGGCUGUGAAUGUGCAGGAAGAGAAUGGUUUGCUUGCCACCAUUAGUGAGAAGGACAUUCCGCCACUCGCAACCGGUGUGACGGAUGUGUUCGCUGAUCCAAGCAGGACUAUCAAAAUGGCAGCAGAUGCGAGUGGUAGCGUCAGCGAGAGCACGGGAACAUCCGCCAGUGAUGCGGGUGUCCUGGCGACUCGGUGUACCUCGACCUGCCCAACGUGUCCGUGUCGCAGCGCACCUUCCGGAACGUGCUGCCAGAAGUUCAACCACCGAGAGUGUUAUAACUACAAAUACACGUCGUUUAAUGUCUUCAAGUUUAGCAAACCAAGUCAAUCGGCAGCGCCACCACCAUUCCGGACAGACAAUGAGGACAAUAAUAAAGCUUUUCCCGGCCAAGCGAUACCCGCAGCAGCGUCUGGCUCGAUCAAGGCCGGUCUGCUGGAGUCGCACUUUCCCGUCUUUUACGGGAAAGGCGACAGCGACGAGACUGGCCCCUCGAAGGACCUUGCCGAGCAGGCCGGCUCACCGCCGCUAACGGCCAGAUCCUGCAAACCUCUGGUCCCGAUCAAGUUGACAGCGGCUUGUGAACCUACAGCCGGUUAUGGCGGUGUGCCAGAGACGCGAAGUGACACGUUGCCGCUGCUCGUGAACCUCACGGAACACUCCUCACCGAAUGGGGGUUUUGGUAGGAGGAAAAACACCGUCCACCCGACGGAUCGGAAAAUUAUCGUCGUUGAUGGGUUCAAUCCGGUGGGUGGUGGGGAUGGUGGAGAGUCCCAGGGUGCCACGGUUAGUUCGUACACCUCGCUAACACCAAAACACCUGCAACAGUCGAGCAAAAAUGAGAGCAACGUGUAAUGCGCGCGCGCGGCCAUCUUACUUCCGAUAGUGAGUAGUGAUAUUACAUUACCUCCGGCUCUGGUAGAAUGCGAUUGUGUUACACUUCUACCCCUAAAAACCUCCAUCAUUUGGACAGCAGGCGCUAUGCGCGUGCAGUAACAUGUUUGCUCAAACGGAUCACGUGGGACCGAUUGAUAAGUGUGCCAAAUAUUGCGCCGCUCGUUAGACGAUUUAUAACCUGUACGUGGCCGUGGCCGCAAAAUCUUACUCUAACUU